CGUCUGCGCGCUGGUCACGCCUCCCGCCGCUGCUCGCCCGUCGCCCGUCGCCUGUCAUGAACUCCGAGAACUUCCAGGCCGGCGAGAGGCUGGUGAACGCGGCUUACGUGCGGCAGGGAUCGCAAGGCCGCCGCGCCCACGAGCUGCGAGUGCGGACGCUGCUGGAACAGGGCAAAUGUCCUGAAGAAGGAUGGGACGAAAGCACAAUUGAACUCUUCCUUCACGAACUUGCAAUUAUGGAUAGCAAUAAUUUCCUUGGUAAUUGCGGUGUGGGUGAGCGAGAAGGAAGAGUCGCGUCCCAAAUAGUGGCUCGGAGACAUUACAGAUUGAUUCAUGGAAUCGGACGGUCCGGAGACAUCGCGGCGGUCCAGCCCAAAGCGGCAGGCUCCAGUCUCUUGAACAAACUGACUAAUUCAGUGGUCUUGGAUAUUUUAAAGCUUGCUGGGGUCCAGGCCACCAGUAGCUGCUUCGUGGUUCCCAUGGCAACCGGCAUGAGCCUCACUUUGUGUUUCUUAACGCUCCGGCACCAAAGACCAAAGGCCAGGUAUAUUCUCUGGCCUCGCAUCGACCAGAAAUCCUGCUUCAAAUCCAUGGUUACCGCAGGUUUUGAGCCCGUGGUGAUAGAAAAUGUUUUAGAAGGAGACGAGCUACGAACUGAUCUCCAGGCCGUGGAAGCUAAAAUCCUGGAUCUUGGGGCUGAGCACGUCCUCUGUGUUCACUCCACGACGUCCUGUUUUGCUCCAAGGGUCCCUGACAGAUUGGAGGAACUGGCUGAGAUGUGCGCCAAGUACAAUGUCCCCCACAUUGUGAAUAAUGCGUAUGGAGUUCAGUCUUCCAAGUGCAUGCAUCUCAUUCAGCAGGGCGCCCGAAGAGGCCGGAUCGAUGCCUUUGUGCAAAGUUUGGACAAAAAUUUCAUGGUUCCAGUAGGUGGUGCUGUCAUCGCUGGCUUCAGUGACGCCUUCAUACAGGAAAUCAGCAAAAUGUAUCCAGGCAGAGCCUCGGCUUCUCCUUCCUUAGAUGUGCUCAUUACGCUGCUGAGUUUGGGCACCAAGGGAUACCGGCAACUUCUUCGAGAAAGAAAGGAAAUGUUUUCAUACCUUUCAACAGAGGUGAAAAAAUUGGCAGAAAACUACAACGAAAGAUUGUUGGACACACCACACAAUCCUAUCUCUCUAGCCAUGUCCCUGAGAGAACUAGACGAACGAAACCCUGAAGCUGUCACGCAGCUUGGAUCGAUGCUUUUCACCAGACAAGUUUCCGGAGCCAGAGUGGUGUCUCUUGGGACUGUGCAAACCGUGAGUGGGUAUACCUUCAAAGGGUUUAUGGCCCAUGCAGACCAAUAUCGUUGCUCCUACCUCAAUGCCGCCUCAGCCAUUGGGAUAAAGAAGGAAGAUGUGGAGAUGUUCCUGAAAAGGCUCGACAAAUGCCUGAAGGCCCUAAGAAGAGGAAAGGACCAGCAAGAUGGACCACUCCCGCCCAACAUAGAUAUGGAUGCUGAUAUGGAAAAAUGCAAGAUAGGCGAAGGAGAUGAUCCCAAAACAUUAUUUGCAGCUUAGAAUGUUUUUUUUUUUCUUUUUAAAAUAGAAAAAUAAUCAGAUGUGAAUGAACUCAGGGCCUUCUCCUGCGUUGUCCCGUUGAAAUGAAUAAAGAAAUCGUUAUGCUCCCUUCCUUGGAUUCUAUACGUCCAAAAGGGCAUUUCAAUUUAAAUUCACCUUUAAAAUCCCAUGUUAAAUUGUCGACAGCUGAGCUGAUCAUUUAGCAUUCCUAAAAAGAAUUGGGACAGUCACCAGGACAGACAAAGAUUUCAGUGCUUUGCAUUCAAAACAAAUAAAAUAAUUUAUAUUGGCACAACAUGCGCCAUUGGCGAGGGCUGCCAAUACAAAAUUACACGUUAAGGGCAGAUUAUGUACCUUCUCAAAUUCUAAUUUCCCCUGGGAAGUGGCAAAGCAAUAUGACAUCCCCAAUAAUAAAUUCUAACCAAUGUUAUAGGUUCAGUUCCAGGAAAAUACGCUGGCAUGUCGGGGUGCAAACACAGCAUUUACUGGCAGCUCAUUAAAGCAGCCACAUCUUUUCCCAACAUUCAAGCACACUGAUUUGGUAUGCGCCUCUGCUUUCUGGGAACUUAACCCAAACUGCUACAAAGCUCCAUGGGAGAGACAAGAGAAGAUAGUUCACGUGUACCUCCUUGCCUUAAUACACUGUUCACCCUUGUUUCAGCCUACUCAGUAAAGCAUUGAUGAUAUGUGCCGUGUAAAUUAUUUAUAUACGAAGCUGCUGCAGUAGUCAUUGAUAAAUAAAUGAAAUAGUCCCGUCAGUGGUGCCAGAAUCACAAAACCAUUCUCAGGGGUGAGGAAGCUGUAUCUCUUGUUCCAACCUUUGACAUAAACCUUCACAGACCAUUUAUUUUGAGACAGCUUCUGUGGAAUGACACGGAAUUUCAUUGACUUCAUUAAAGCAGCUACUUGUUCCAUUAAAGCAGCUACUUGUCUCAUUUAAAGUAGCUAUUUGUCUCAUUAAAGCAUUCAUUAAAGCAGCUACUUGUCUCAUUUAAAGUAGCUACUUGUCUCAUUUAAAGUAGCUACCUGUCUCAUUAAAGCAGUUGUCUCAUUAAAGCAACUACUUCACCAAAAUCAUUUAGUCCUAUUUCAAUUUCUAUCUUGUCCUUAAAUUAUUCAGAAAGCAAAUUCU
Pseudonaja textilis is the source of this 2688-nucleotide messenger RNA. RefSeq names its product Sep (O-phosphoserine) tRNA:Sec (selenocysteine) tRNA synthase (gene SEPSECS). Gene Ontology annotation, molecular function: tRNA binding; O-phosphoseryl-tRNA(Sec) selenium transferase activity. Gene Ontology annotation, biological process: selenocysteine incorporation; conversion of seryl-tRNAsec to selenocys-tRNAsec. NCBI's taxonomy places the organism in Eukaryota, Metazoa, Chordata, Lepidosauria, Squamata, Elapidae. The record is from RefSeq and is a predicted model, not a curated record.